GUGGAGAGGCAGCGCGAGGCAGCGCGAGGCCGGGCCGGCGGCGGGAGCGCGAGCGCGGGGCCGCCCCCUCAGAGCCGCCCCCUCAGAGCCGCGCACGUCGCCGCACCGCGUGUGGGGCGGGCGGGGGUGCCGCUUCCCUCCCCCCCUUCUGCGUGAACGCUGCGGAAUGAUAAUGCCCCGAUUAAAGGAAUAAAGAGUUGAGGGACGGCAGCGGCGCGGCCCGGGGCCCGCGUGAGGGGCCGCGGCCGGAGGCGCUCCGCAGGCGGUCGCUUAUUUUCAAUGCGGCUUCGGAAGGGCGCGCGUCUGUCAGCGCCGCCCUCGGAGCUGCGCGCGGAGCGGCCCCGGCGGCAGCGAGCUGCAGAAACGCCCCGCGCCGCAAACGUCAGCCAAAAUACUCACGGCAGAGGUACACGAGAGAAAAGGGUUAAGGAUCCCUCCCGCCUCCCCCGGGGGUAGAGAUGGUCCCGGGUACCCUUUGUAGGCAGGAACAGGAGGGGGGGAGGCCGGCCCCGUGCCGCCGCGCCGGUCGGCGGCAGCCAGGAAAACCAGCCGAGGGCAGAGAAGCGGGAGAAGGCGGAGGAGAUGAAAUAUCCGUAACUUUGAUUUCUGCUUUAUGAACAAGGGAAGGGACCUAACAACUCACUGAAAAGAGUGAGUUAUCAUCGAAUCAAGGGAGAAUUUCUACUGUAAAGCCGCUGUGAAAAAAGAACACCGUAAAAGAUGAAGGACCUAGCUUGUACUUCUGACUCCUAUGUGCAUGAACAAAGCCCCAGUAACCAGACAUCUAUAGCAAUGAUGCAAGAACCUCAGGAAAUGGUGGAAGAAACAGUUACUGUGGAGGAGGAUCCAGGAACCCCCACUUCCCACGUGUCUAUUGUCACUUCUGAGGAUGGAACAACAAGGAGAACUGAAACCAAGGUUACCAAGAUGGUCAAAACAGUCACCACUAGAACAGUGCGUCAGGUCCCGCUCGGACCCGACGGCCUGCCAUCAAUGGAUGGUUCAUCUCCCAUGGGCAGCUACACAGAUUCAAUAGACAGAAGGUAUAUGAAGAAUGGGGAGCGGUACAUCACCCCACAGGCGUCGUCCACGUUAACCAGAUCUUACAACAGCUACAAUGAUUCCUACCCUGACGGCCACGAAGGCCAGUAUCGUCCUUAUAUCAGUCACGAUGGUUAUGGAGAUCUAGCAGACAACUAUGGCAGCCUGUCACGUGGCGUCAACUACCGUCCUCGCUACGCCUACGUGCCAGGAAACAGCUACCGGCCUGACGACGGGAGCUUCACGUUGCCAAGCAGAAGGGAUAACUAUGGUCCUGUUGCCCAGCCUCAGGUACCAGUGGGCAGCAGUGUUGACUUGAACCGCUCUCAGCCAGAACGUUUCCAGCCGGAGCCCUAUGGGCUAGAGGAUGAUAACCGCAGCCUUGGAGUCGAUGACGAAGGAUAUGAACUGGAUCCUGAUUAUUCUACUGUGAACCGAAGGACAUCUGCAGGUGUGCCGGAGAGAGGAAGACCUCACAAAGGAAGGGGCUAUGAUGACCCCAUUGAGACAGAGAUGGUGGAAGAGAGGAUCCCUUACCUCCACGGCAGCUACGCGGCACCGCUGGCACAGCCAGAGCGAGGAAGCAUGGCCAGCAUCGACCGCCUGGGGAAGCGCUCCCCCUCUAUUGACAGCAUUCGCAAGGACCCCAGGUGGAGGGACCCUGACCUCCCCGAGGUCAUUGCCAUGCUCAGCCACCCGAUUGACCCGGUCAAGUCUAACGCCGCUGCCUACUUGCAGCACCUGUGCUACGAGAAUGAUAAAAUCAAAAAGGACGUGAGGCACCUUAAGGGGAUCCCCAUCUUGGUGGGCCUGCUCGAUCAUCCAAAGCCAGAGGUCCAUCGCAAAGCCUGCGGGGCCCUCAGGAACAUCUCCUAUGGGAAAGAUAACGAAAACAAGGUGGCUAUAAAGAACUGUGAUGGGAUCCCUGCUUUGAUCAGACUCUUGCGAAAAACAAAUGACAUGGAAGUCAGAGAGCUAAUUACAGGCACUCUGUGGAAUUUGUCUUCCUACGAGCCCCUGAAGAUGGUCAUCAUCAACCACGGCCUGCAGACGCUCACCAACGAGGUGAUUAUACCCCAUUCUGGCUGGGAGAGUGAGCCCAACGAGGACUCCAAGCCUCGCGAUGCUGAGUGGACAACUGUCUUCAAGAACACUUCUGGCUGCUUACGGAAUGUAAGUUCAGAUGGAGCAGAAGCACGCAGAAGGCUAAGAGAGUGUGAUGGCUUGGUGGAUGCCCUACUUCACGCCCUACAGUCUGCAGUUGGCAAGAAAGAUACGGACAAUAAGUCCGUGGAGAAUUGUGUGUGCAUCAUGAGGAACCUUUCCUAUCAUGUCCACAAAGAGGUCCCCGGAGCUGAUAAGUACCAAGAACUUGAUGCUGGUCAGACUGCGGGCACGGGAGGCUCUCAGAAAAAGAAGAAAGAUGAUGCUGGUUGUUUCGGUGGAAAGAAAGCUAAAGGAAAGAAGAAUGGAGAUUUGGACAGGAGUUUUGAUACACUUGAUUUGCCGAAGCGGUCUGAGACAGCAAAAGGCUUUGAAUUACUGUACCAACCAGAUGUGGUCCGACUGUACCUCUCCAUCCUCACCGAAAGUCAGAACUUUAACACUCUGGAAGCUGCAGCGGGGGCUUUGCAGAAUCUCAGUGCUGGCAACUGGACGUGGUCCACAUACAUUCGUGCAACAGUGAGGAAAGAGAGAGGCUUGCCAGUGCUUGUGGAGCUACUCCAGUCCGACUCUGACAAGGUUGUGAGGGCUGUUUCAAUUGCCUUGAGAAACCUUUCCAUGGAUCGCCGCAAUAAAGACCUUAUAGGUAGUUAUGCCAUGGGUGAGCUGGUUAGAAAUUUGCCCAGCAGGCAGCAGAGAUCUGCAAAGAACCUGGAAGAGGAUACAGUGGUUGCUGUAUUGAAUACAAUCCAUGAAAUCAUUACUGACAGCUCAGAAAAUGCAAGGUCUCUGAUCCAGACACAGGGCAUUCAGAAGCUGGUGGCUAUCAGCAAGUCAAGCCAGUCUCCUCGAGAAACAAAAGCAGCGUCUCACGUUCUUCAGAUGAUCUGGAGCUACAAGGAGUUACGAAAUGCUUUGCAGAAAGAUGGCUGGAACAAAUCACACUUCCAGUCUGUUUCUGCAACUCCAAAGAGUUCCAAAGGUACUGCUGGCAGGUCUGGCUAUGAUGACAGCACUUUGCCGCUGGUGGAUAAAAGUCAAGAUAAUGAGAAAACUGGGAGUCGUGAUAUGAUACCUAUGGAUGAACUUGGCCCAGAUGGAUACUCUACCAUCGAUCACCGGGACAAGGAGCGCAAAUACAAGACCAGCGAUAACACAGGGGAUGCCUCAGAGAAAGAACCCUUAAAAGGCUAGAGUCCAACCACAUUUUUUUUUAAUUGAGGGGGAGAAAAAAGCAUUGAAUUGACACAGAGGAUUUCAUCAGUCACCACUGCCAUUUCGAUCUGGAGGGCGCUGCAUCACUGACAAGGCUGCGGAUUCUAAGAGAAUGCAGGGAGAAAACACAACUGACUGCCAUUGCCAACCCAGAGCACCAUGCCUUACAGCGAGACAGUUUGCUUUUUAAAUCAGUUACAUUCCCAGCAGACAUAGCCGCCUCCUGCUCCCUCCCACUCCUGCAAGAAUAAAGCAAGCAAGAAAAGAGAAUCCAAGUUCCAUCUGGCUGCUGCAUUCUUAGGUGACUUACAUGUGGAAGGUGCCAAGAAUGAGAAGCGAAGGUCAUGCAGCAGCAAAGAGGACAGCUUCAUAAGUGAACUGCAGAAUAUUUGAAAUGAUACCUUAGGUGUAGUCAUGAAGAUAUUAGCACUUUUAUGGUUUGGGUCCCAUUGUUUUCUUUUUGUUUGGGGGGAUGUAUUUUGAACUGUGAAUCUAACAUUUUUAAAGGGUUUUUGAAAAAUGUUGAGGUUUUCUUUGUUAUUUCAACAGGAAUUGCAGGAAUGUUGAGUGGGUUUAUUGAAUUUCAAUGAAGAGAGAAAAUACAGAACAAAAAAUAUUAAAUGCUGGUCAGAUGAACUGGAGAGUAGAUAACAAAAUUGGUGCAAGCUGUAUAAAUCUGCUUUUAGAGUAAGCUAUAUCAAUCACAGUGCUAUAUUAUCGUUAUAAUCUGAUGUACAGUACUUCUGCCUUUUGAAUUCUGUAAUGGCUCUGCUUUUAUUUCCACAUGAAGGUUUUAGUGUCCCCAGUUCAGAAAUGUAUGCUCAGAAAUGGAGUUGGCUGACUUUUUAUUUUCUUAUUCUCAGAGGUUGCAGUAAGGAGCUCUUACGUUUUAAUUGUACCAGUGUUGCAUUGAUGACAAUUAACAAUUUCUUUUGCUGUAGCUGUCAACACAUUGGAAGAAAUAGAAGCUUCUUCACAGGAUGUCUUAUUUUGAACAUACUGUACAUUUUAGAGGGGUCUGUCAUUUAUAUUUGAUGGUAAAUUUAUCACUGUUGGAUCCAUGUUUGCUUUGGGCCAUAGAUCCUGGUGGAAAAUGCCAUAAAGGGAACAGAUCAGACAUUUUUUAAAUCAUCAUCAUUUCUGUGUUCCCUUGAUUUUGUUUUGAGAUUACAUAUUUUAGGUGGUAUGAAAAUCAUCCAUGUGCAAAUGUUCUCCUCUUAGAUGCCAUGGCGUGCUCUGGAUAAGGCAGAAAAUUUACCUCAUGAGAACAGAGAACAUACGCUGCAUAUACAGAAUAUGAUAAUGCCACGAACUAAGUGACUUUAGAUCACUGAUUUUCUGCAGGCAUUGGUCAAGGGAGGGCAGCAGAAAAGAAUAGGAACCAAAUAUCUCACUAGUAAGCAUCAGAGGGCUUUUGCUGAUUUUGUUUGGUUGCCACAUUUAAUUCUAAAUAAGCUCCUAAAAAUGGUGUGACUGGAAAGCACAUUUUUGAGCCUAGCGAACAUCAUUUGGUGUUUUCAGUGCCUGCCAUUUCCUUUGUAAUUAAAAAGGGGAAAUAUCCAACAACCUUGCCUCACCCAAAAUAUUACUGUAAUAGUAAGCAUUUGAAGUUUUUGUUAAAAAAAAAAAAAAACACAAAAAAGCAAGUACCAAGAGCUUUCUAUCUUCGUGAGUAUAUUAAAAAAUUGACAUGAAUACAUAUAUAUAAAUAAAUAAAUCUAUAUAUCUAUAUAUAUAUAUUGUUGUGCAGAGGAUAGGUUAAUAAAACCAUGUAAAGUAGUUUGCAGGAGAGGGAAGCAUUUGUUGAUUCAGGGAAAAAGACUGAUGCCAGAAGCUGUCAGUGAUUUGGAUGAUACAUGUGCUCCUUCACCCUCCUCCCUUUUGACCCUCAUCUUCUAUGUACAUUGCAGUAGUCACUUCUGGAUCAUAGAGAAGGUGAAGUUGCUCAGAGCAAAUUAAGAUAGCAACUAUUUGUGGGGUUUUCACCUGCAUGAGAGUUCUAUUGGGCCAAAGAUGCUCAGCAGAUCAAGGGAAGCAGAGAUGCAUCUGUGAUUAUCAACAUCUGUGUCAGAGGCAGUGUCUCUGUGUGUAGACAUAAAGUUUGGCGAUGAAACCAGAUACAUAGUCUGACUGUAUAUUAUAUCAAUGGUGCUCUUUUCAUACUUGUUCUGCCAAUACGCGGAGACCCUUUUAACCAAGCUACACAGAAACGUUUUAUAUCACUUUUGGUUAUGUACUUGGUGUAUUCUUUUUGUAUAUGAAAGGAUUUUUUUAAAAGCGUUCAGUAAUUAGCAACGGAACCUGCUUUGUAGCUAAUUAGAACAGUGUAAGAAAAGGGCCAUGCUGUCAGUCUGUCCCUGAUCUACUUCAAACCAUAUAUUUACCAAAGGAGUCUGAGCAAAAGUUCAUUUAAAAUAAAGACCUGACUGUUGAGUCUCUGCUAAGACUUUGUAAUUCAGUUGCUGUACAAAUAUUUCAAAGCCAGCAAGAGGUUAACAGAGAAAACUGCAGGAAAGGGGGAAGUGAUGUGAUUAGGGGUCAGUUAUGUCCAUGACCUCCUGUGCCAGGUAUCAUAUGACUCUCAGUGGGGCACUACAAGGACACUCAAAAUCUAUGGGUAUCUGUUUUUGUCUCUGUCAUUAGUGAAUCAAACUGAAAACACUAAGGAAAACUUGAGAAGCAAAUUCAGACCCUAUCCAGCUUCCCCCCCCCCAAAGACCUUUUCAUAUUUAUACUGCAUCCUCUGUCAAGCAAACCUCCCUGUCAGGUUAGAUGGCAUUGGCUGCCCAGGCUCAUUGUAGCAAACUCUUCUUCUUCCUUUCUCCUGGGAUAAAGUGUUCUUGGCAGCCCCGAUGGUUCAGAGGUGAAAGCAUGGUUUAUUGCAGCAAAAAAGUAAAGGGUAGUACAUAAGAGGUGUGAAAUGCCAAGUCCACGUGCCAAGACGUCCUCCUAGGAAACAACAUCUUACUUUUGUCCUUCCCAUGCCUUACAGUUAUGAUGAAUUUCUCGGUAUGUAGCAAUAACCAAUAAUGUAUCAUUUACGUUACUGUGUUUAUUUUUUUUCUCACCAAGCUGUUGUUCGGAUGAUGAGGAAAGAAAAUGGGCUGGGAAUGACUUGCAUAUGAGACUAUCGCCUUGUACUAUCAGCUCACAAGCCAAAAUGUCUAGCAAGAUACUUUGAACUUAGUUCGGUGAUUUAUCCAAUGUCCUUUUCAUCUGUGGCCACAUGCCAACUUCCAGAAUGCAUUGGUGGGAUGUGUGUCCACACCUGCCCUUAUAUCUCUCCUUCUUGAUGCAAGUGUGACUGGGCUGGUUGAGCUCUUCUGGAAUGUGGGUAAAUAAACCAGUAAUUGUUGAGUUUGUUUUGGCAGCAGGGAUAGUACGUUAAGAAGGGAAAGUGGCAGUGUGUGUAACUAAUGCUGCAGUAUGGUCUAGAGGCUCCUGCUCAAAGGCAGGCAGUGCUUUUUAGGGCUCAGGUAUGUGACCUCCUCUUUUCCUGUUGGUUCCACUGUGAAAACUGGAGGCAGUCUGUCUGCAAAGAGCUGGGGUAGGAGAGAUUUGUACCUGCAGAAAUUUAAGUGGGAGGGGUGGUUGUGGAAGGAAAAGAUGGGUGUUGCAAGACUCUUAAUAAAGAGGAGGAAGAAAUUUGAUCGCCCAGUAAGGGCUGAGGUAACGGGAUGGAAGAGAUUUCUGAUGGCAACUAACUGCUGAACUUUCAUCCCAGGGAGAUGGCUUGCUCACUGCCCAGGCAUAUUCAGUAGGCUGUGGAGGUUAAACAAAACUGAAAACCAAGAAACAACACUGAUAGGGCCACUUAAUGUUGUGUGUCAAGACUGCCAGGUAAGCAUGAAGUUGGGCUGUUGAGUGGAUGAGUGAUUUAUCCUUCCAACUCUAAGGAUUAUGUGAUUCUGUCUGUGCAGCGUCCAGCAGAAAGGCAAGAUGUAAGGACAUUUUGUUUCUGUGUUGGAGCUAAAAAGCAAUUUAGCCGUAAGUGUAACUUGACAAAUCAAAGGUGGUUGCCAGCUUGAAAUGUUCCCCAGGGAGCAGCUUGGGCAGCCAGAAGUCUUAUGGGCAGAAUACCUGAGUGUCCCUGGUUCUACACUAGUGCACUCAGACCCACAGAUUCUAAAUGUAUAUAUUAGGAAAAUAAAUCUUGUCUCCUUUGCCAAGACUUCAUAAAAGGGACUGACUUGGGGACUAGGAACUGACUUGUUAAGUGAUGCGUUAAGGAAGUGGGGGUGGCAUGUUUGUUAGAGCCAAUUAGUAAGCUCCUGCCAACUCAGAGGAAUAGUUUUCAGUGAUGAUUUCUAGCAUGCAUGGUUUAUGCUGGGCAAAGCAGUUUUCAAUCCUACAGCGAUUUUGUUAGCUUGAAGGUGGUGAGUUACUUUCUGUUACUUGCCUUAAAGUUGAGCUUACAGGCUUGGCUACUUAUGAGAGAGAGGCACAUUUUAAACGCUUGGAGUAAGUAAAGCUUCAGAAACCACAUGAGCACAUUACAGACUGAUUACAGUCCCUUCUGUCUAGCUGCCCACUCAGUGUAAGCUAUAGUGUGCCAGCAAGUUCAGCCAGAAGUUUUGUGCUGUUUGGGUUGGAUUACACUCUCUCAGUUUUUGAAGGUGUUUAUAUAGGCAUAGUUUCUCGCAGUGUUCUUGUUUUAAUGCCCAUAAAAUCUGGUGUUUCCUUAUCUUUGUCAGAGAAAUCCUCUGAUUUUUUGGUACAGUAACUAAUCUAGUGCAUUUAAAGGAAAGUUGUUAUGAAUCUCUUUUAUUCUGUCUUAAGUUUUACAUCGGGGUAGGAUGUUAGGAAGUCCAUUUGCAAAUGAGGAGGAAGAUAGUGCAGAUACUACAAGGCCUGCCAAUCUGGUUCUUACUUUUAAGAAAAACAAAGUAACUAGACUAAGGAGCUUACUGGUAAUUAGUAGCUAAUGUGUUUGUAACUAUCAUGUGCCUUAAAAUUUUCAUGGUAGGAGAAUAAAAAAGAAAAAUAAAUCAACAAUGUGUUUUCUGUAAUACUGCUCAACAUUCUCUCUGUAGUUUAGACUGGUGGGGUUUUGCAUUGUAUUUACACUGUACUAUAAAUUGAAACACUUAGAAUGGUUUGAUUUUACCAGUAUGGAGAGGAAAAAAGGUGGAUUAUGCUUUUCAUGGAACAAAUGUUACCGUGACAGAAUGUAUUAUUAUUAUAGGAUCUUUCCAUAAUGCAGACAAGUAGAAUGCUUGUUAGAAACCAGGUAUGUAGGAUAACAAUUUGGUGUGUUUUCAAUAAACCAUGCCUGGAAAGAA
Messenger RNA from Gallus gallus (chicken), 8702 nucleotides. It is a transcript of the gene ARVCF, whose product is annotated as armadillo repeat gene deleted in velocardiofacial syndrome. Gene Ontology annotation, cellular component: plasma membrane; cytoplasm; adherens junction. Lineage: Eukaryota; Metazoa; Chordata; Aves; Galliformes; Phasianidae. The transcript has 20 exons. The coding region runs from base 721 to 3399 and encodes 892 amino acids. The record is from RefSeq and is a predicted model, not a curated record. Gene Ontology annotation, molecular function: cadherin binding. Gene Ontology annotation, biological process: cell-cell junction assembly; cell-cell adhesion.